UGUGCCAACCAAUCCAGUAUGGUGGCCUGUGGUUCCAAGUGAUAUCUCUACAGCCACAAGAACUGCAUCACUGCUGUGGAUUGACUGCAGCACCGUCUUUUCGAUGGGGACCAACAAGUCCUCUAGUCAGCUAAAUUACUCCAGUUUGUGAGAUAAUAUACGAAUCUUAAGCUUCUUAUAAAGUGGCAAUGUCUAUGGAACCUACUCCAUCUCUGUCUGGAGAUAUGUCUCCUAGCCCUGUUGCAGAAAGCUGGUGUUACACACAGGUUAAGGUAGUGAAAUUUUCCUACAUGUGGACUAUUAAUAACUUCAGCUUUUGUCGCGAAGAAAUGGGUGAAGUGUUGAAGAGUUCAACAUUUUCUUCUGGCCCAAAUGACAAAAUGAAGUGGUGCCUGAGGGUAAACCCAAAGGGGUUAGAUGAUGAAAGUAAAGACUACUUGUCCUUGUAUUUGCUCUUAGUCAGCUGCCCAAAAAGUGAGGUUCGAGCAAAAUUCAAAUUUUCCCUUCUGAAUGCUAAAAGGGAAGAAACAAAAGCAAUGGAAAGCCAAAGAGCUUAUCGAUUUGUGCAGGGGAAAGACUGGGGAUUUAAAAAAUUCAUUAGAAGGGAUUUUUUGCUUGAUGAAGCCAAUGGUCUCUUACCAGAUGACAAGCUUACACUAUUCUGUGAGCAUCUCCACACUGCUUGCAGAAGAGGAGGAAGCAUUGCACUGCCCUCCCUAGAGAACUGGCGCCUCCCCCUCCACUGCAAGUGGUGCUGUAGACAGGUGAGUGUGGUUCAGGAUUCAGUAAAUGUAUCAGGAUAUACUAAUACAAACACUUUGAAGGUACCAGAAUGUCGACUAGCAGAAGACUUAGGUAAUCUCUGGGAAAACACAAGAUUUACAGAUUGCUGCUUUUUUGUGAGAGGAAAAGAAUUCAAAGCUCAUAAGUCUGUGCUUGCAGCUCGAUCUCCAGUUUUCAGUGCAAUGUUUGAACAUGAAAUGGAAGAAUGCAAAAAGAAUCGCGUGGAAAUAAAUGAUUUAGACCCUGAAGUUUUUAAAGAAAUGAUGAGAUUCGUUUACACAGGAAAAGCACCAAAUCUGGAUAAAAUGGCUGACAGCUUGUUGGCAGCUGCAGACAAAUAUGCACUGGAACGGCUGAAGGUCAUGUGUGAAGAAGCUUUGUGUAGUAGCCUCUCAGUAGAAAAUGUUGCUGAUACCCUUGUCCUUGCAGAUUUGCACAGUGCAGAACAGUUGAAAGCCCAGGCAAUAGACUUUAUUAAUAGGUGCAGUGUACUUCGACAACUGGGAUGUAAGGAUGGGAAGAACUGGAAUAACAACCAAGCAACUGACAUUAUGGAAACACCAGGGUGGAAGUCCAUGAUUCAGUCUCAUCCUCACUUAGUGGCAGAAGCCUUCCGAGCACUAGCGUCUGCACAGUGUCCACAGUUUGGUAUUCCACGCAAACGACUAAAGCAGUCUUGAGUCUUCCACGGACAGUAGGAAAUUUGAUUGCCUUUACUCCGCAGGUCCAAAAGGAGUCCAAUAGAAACCAUAAGCCACAGUUGCUCCUGUCUCUUGUCCACAGAAUAGAAGCUGGAAAAGCUUAGUACUUUCUUUCAGGUGGAUAAUUUGUGGUUUCUACUUCAGCUUUAAAUCAGACUGAUUAAUUCACUUCAAGGCCUUAAAUUAUCUUCAGAUUUCUCUUGUUCAUAUAGUAGUUUAAUUUUUUUAUUGUGCCUUGUCAGUUUGCCAAGGCUUUGCAGGAUUGCACUAGCUCCACAAUGCAGUAGUAUUGAUGACUGAAGACACUGAGUUUGAAAAGGAUCUUCCAUUAUUUUAGAAACAAAAGAAUUUUAUAGGUUUUGUUCUAUGCAAUCUCCAAGUUUAAAACUAGGUUCUCCUGGAUUUGGAGAUUGCCAAAGGCGCCUCCAGUCUCAGUUCUGUUGACACUAAAGAGCCUGUUAUUGUUGAGGUAAGUGAUGGCCAUGCACUGCUCUGGUUAAUUUAUUUUUCAUUUCAAUGGGCAGAUAAGCCAUGAGUUGACCUAAACUUUUAGUUAAAUUUUUGGUGUUUAGCUCUAUAUCAAUUGCUCAAGAAACUGGUUUUAUGUGCAUUUUCAAUGAUUGAGAAAUGAUUUGAAGUUAAGAUUUCAAUAAGAAAAAAAGCAUGGUUUUUGCUAAUGUUUUACAUUUCUAUUGAUUUAUAGCUGAAAGAAUAAUUCAAUAGAUGUUAAAAUGAGGAUGACCAAAUGUACAUUUCAUGAGUGGGCCAAUUAAGAAAGAUACAUAUAUAUACAUAUAUAUAUAUGCACUUUUAAUGUGUAAUUUUUCUAUGAUGAAUGGUACAUAUAUAUUUUUCUUUUGACAGGAUUGAUAAGAUAGAAUUAUGUUUUAACAUUUGAAAGUUUAUAUGACACACGGAGCCCACUUGGAUGUUUGUGAUAAUGCGUAAAAAUAUGCUUGAUUAUAGAUAAAUUGAUUUGGGCUUCGAAUAGUCAUUAUUGAAUUUAUUACUGUUGUACCACACUUUGGAAAAGGCACUUAACAAUAAAUGAGUCCUGUACAAUCUGUUUCCUUUAAACAAUGAGUGGAUAACGUUUGCCUGUAGGAGAUGUGUGGGAAAGUAGGGAGCUCUCCAAAAGUGUUUGCAGCCACUCUAGAAGAUGUUUUCCCCCUUGUUUUCUCCUGCCAGUUCAUAACUAACUUGUAGAUUGCUAAAAUUUUGCAUAAUGUGAACAGAAAAACUAUAUCAAUUUUUUAUGAGCCAGUUCUUUAUUAUGAGCUUAGCUUUAAAUACCCAGAUGUUUGGAGAUUGAUAGUUGUGAGAUGUGUUCUGAUGCAUUGUCCUAAAGAAGAAGUGGUCACUGUCAGAUCAUAUAUGACUAAAGCAUGAUAGUGUGCUUCCUACGCAAAGACAGAGAAUGUUACUAGAAAAACAGGUGCAUAUGCCUGUAUGUUUGCAUAUAUAGCUUUAUUACCCAUAUUCAAAUUCGUGUAAUUCGUUUAUUAAAAUUCAGAACAAAGAAAUUGAGCUUAUGGUUUUAAAAUAUACUCUAUUUUUUACUAUAGCUUUAUUGGAUGUUAAUGUAAGUAUUCCUAAAAUACUUACAUUGAUAAAAUGUCUAAUAAGCAUAGUUCUCAAGAGCAAAUAAGCAAAGAUCAUAUUUUUAGAUAUUUUAGUUUGCAUCUUUGUUAAGUUAAAAUGCAACAAAUUAUUUGUCAUAGAAGAAAAGUUUUUCAGCUGAUAGUGGGCUUCACCCUGUAUAAGAGAAUCAUGACAAGCAAAAAUUUACUCCCUUUAUUUCAUCAUAGUAUGAAGCCUGUUCCAUUAGCAUUGUACAUACAUACAUACAUACAUACAUACAUACACUUUUAAUACAAGAUUUUCCCAUCCUCUUACUAAAAAAUAAAGAUUCCACUCAGCUGUGAAAUAUAUUGUCACAUAUAAAAAUACUGAAGUCUAUAUUUGGCACAUUGUAAUCUGAUUCUCAUUAAUUUGGUCUACAUUUCUAAACAUAAUGAAAUCAGUAGUAAUACCAUAUAGUGAUCAUUAUAAAUGUUUAUUGAUAAUCUUAAGGAUUUCCUUAUAAAGAUUCUUGUUUUUAGUUUGCUAACAUACUUUGUACCAAAAAUGUCAAACACUGUGCUCUACAAAUAUCAAUGUUACCUGCAAUGUCCACUUUUGUGGCGAUACAAUGCCUGCCAUUAUCCUCACAGAGUCAUACAGUGUUUAUUUUUAUAUGCAUAUUUUAGUAGCAUAGGUUCUUGAGUCAGUGAUGAAAGCUGCUAAUAUAUUCUUAUCGGAGUGGCAUUGUAACAUUUCACCCACCUACUUCGCUCAUUUUUAAAUUAUAUAAAACUUGGUCAAAAUAGGUACGGAUUCUGUCUAAUGCGAUCUUUGUCUUACAAGUUACCAGUUUGUUCCUGUUAGAGCUCUAGUCACCUAAACAAAGCUUUCCUCAGAACGCAAGGAGUGGUUCUAAAUAUUGCAAUUCAAAAAUGUAGCCAUUGGAAAACUGUUCUUUAGACUAAGAUUUAGAAAUACUGUUAUUUGUGCCUUUUUCAUUUUUUACUUUUAAUGUGUUUUGAUAUUUGAGCACAAAUAUGAAGGUGCCAUAAGAUGGCUUGCUGAUGUUACCUCCUUAAACACUUGUGUGUCACUGUCUUCAGAUAGCUGUUGGAGAACCUUGAAUGAAAUGUGGUCAUUUGUAUGAGGUCUGUGUGUGUUUGUGUCUGUAUUCCCUUGGGCUGUGUGUAAUACGUUUAAGACUGAAUUCAUGAAUAUAGGACUUAGUUAUAUAUGCUGAAAGUUCAGAUAAAUUGAUGUGUCUCAUUUUAGUGUGUUUUAUUUGAGAAGACAGUGGAUUUCCAGAAGACAGUGUAAUCCUCAAAAAUGUGACCAGCAUUCUGCAUGAUAAAAUAGGAAAACUGCUGGUUUAGGAUGUCAAAUAUGAUUAAGUUUUAAAAUAAUGACUUUAAAUAUCUUAAAAUUGUCAUGAGCAUUACUGUUUUACUUUUUAACAAGACCUAAUUGAAACUUUAAUUUGUCAAAAACUUUAAUUUGCCCGUUUAAAAUUUUGUAUAUAAACUCUAAAGAGAAUUUUUAUAUAAAAUUAUAGAUAAGGGCUUUGAGAGUGGCUCAGUGGUAGAGUGAUCAACAUUUGUGAUCCCUAGGUUGGAUCCAUAGCACCACCAACACACGCACACACACACACAAAAUGAGGAUUCAAAGAUAGUAUUCAUUGUUAGAAAAAUGCAGUGAAGACUUGUGUAAGCUUCAUGAAAAUCCAGCUCAGCAAGUUUAUUAAAAGCCACAUAAUUUAAGAGGUAAACUAACCUGACUCGGACGUGCCUGGGUGAGUGAGUGAGUUGUUUCAGUGUUCUCAGAGUAUAAAUACAGCACUUUCAGCACACAUGAGAAUAUUUUGCAAACCUUUUUAUAUAGAGAUUGUGAGCUCCAGUUUAAGUGUUCAUGGAAUGAUGUAAAUGUUAGGUCUAGCUGAACAAAUACUGAGUGCCUCAAUGCAAGACUUCUUUACUAGGAAUAAGAGAUCACACUGUAUCUUCUGUUGUUGUAUGUGAACUUUGUGUCUGAGAAGGAAUACUUAUAUUUAAAUAUUUUCCUGUUAGUAAAGCUUAUUGUAUACUAUAAUCUAGUCAAUUUUGCAUUGCUUAAAAAUGAAUUGAGCCCAUUUAUGGAAAUAAAGUUCUGCUAAAGUUAUUUAAUUAUUAGUUCUGAAGGAAGUUGACUUCCUUCAAGAUUCAGAUAUAUAAACAUUUAACUUUUUGGCCUUUAUUUAAUCAGUUGGUGUUUUAUGAUGAGAUCCAUACUAUUUGUGUCUUGAUGUUGGAAAUAGAUUUUGUGUUUCAGCACGUUGAGUUAAAAUAAAAUUGUUACUACUUAUUCAGAA
Messenger RNA from Myodes glareolus (Bank vole), 5391 nucleotides. NCBI's taxonomy places the organism in Eukaryota, Metazoa, Chordata, Mammalia, Rodentia, Cricetidae. The record is from RefSeq and is a predicted model, not a curated record.